Racocetra persica is the source of this 523-nucleotide messenger RNA. The record is from the annotation of a GenBank genome assembly. Lineage: Eukaryota; Fungi; Glomeromycota; Glomeromycetes; Diversisporales; Gigasporaceae.
AAAAAAGUUUUCAGCAAAAGCAUAAUUCGUACAGAGAAUUUAAGUAAUGAAAACACUACUAGACAUGAUAACGAUUAUAUAACUAACGAACACAAUAAUCAUAUAACCAACAAUGAUAUAGCUAAUAAACAUAAUUGCGAUUAUAUAACUGGCAAUAUGCCUGAAAGUAGCUCUAAUACAAAUCAACCUCCUAAACCAAACCUUAAAGAUCUUCAACUUGUAUCUAUUGAUAAGAUAGUCAGAUGUUUGUUUAAAAUUAAUAGAAUUAAUGGAUUUCAACAGUAUGGCCAUUUAAUGGGAUCAACUGAUACUUCGACAGGGAAUUUUAUUAGCCACUUGGUAUCACGACAUAGAAUUACAGAGGAAUCUCAUAAACAACAACUUGAGCAACAGCAAUCUAAACAAAUAAAUAUUGAUGCGAUGUUCGCUGUAAAUGAUCCUAAACGAAAAGCAAGGAGAGAUCAAAAGUUUAUUAGUAUGCUGGUCAAGGAUCAUUUGCCUAUUAAUAUACGAGAAGGACCUG